AUGGCCACAUCCGGUGACUUUCUACCUGAAAAUCAGUUCCAGUGCUCCAUCUGUCUGGACCUUUUCACUGAUCCUGUUUCUACUCCAUGUGGACACACCUUCUGCAAAGUCUGUCUGGCCAGGCACUGGGCAGGCAAGCGAGAAUGCCAGUGUCCUCUGUGCAACAACAAGUUUGACAAGGACCUCAAACUGUCUGUCAACACCACAUUCAGGGAGGUAGUGGACAACUUCAAGAAACAUCAUCCAACAGCUGAUGCUACAACAGCCGAUGCUACAUCAGCCAAUGCCACUUCCUUGUUAAAACCCUGGGACGUGCCAUGUGAUGUUUGCGUAGCAAACAAACUCAGAGCCUCAAAAACUUGCUUGGUGUGCUUAGCCUCUUUUGUGAAAACACAUUUAGAGCCUCACCUGAGAGUGGCUGCCCUACAAAGACACAAACUCUCAAAUCCUGUUCCCAACCUGGAGGAGAAAAUAUGCAGGGAACACAACCGGAUUGUGGAGUUCUUCUGCUUGAAUGAUCAUGUUCGUCUUUGUGCCUUGUGCACAGAACAUAGCGAUCAUGACACAGUCAGUUUGAAUGAAGCAUAUGUAGACCAAAGAUCUCACAUCUGGAGGAGGAAAGAGAGACAUCGCUAG
Poeciliopsis prolifica (blackstripe livebearer) is the source of this 636-nucleotide messenger RNA. RefSeq names its product E3 ubiquitin/ISG15 ligase TRIM25-like. Bases 1 to 636 code for a protein of 211 amino acids. The transcript has 2 exons. Lineage: Eukaryota; Metazoa; Chordata; Actinopteri; Cyprinodontiformes; Poeciliidae. Gene Ontology annotation, molecular function: zinc ion binding. The record is from RefSeq and is a predicted model, not a curated record.